This is a messenger RNA of Ctenocephalides felis (cat flea), 2517 nucleotides long. RefSeq names its product protein dachsous-like. Gene Ontology annotation, biological process: homophilic cell-cell adhesion. The transcript is spliced from 15 exons. The record is from RefSeq and is a predicted model, not a curated record. Gene Ontology annotation, molecular function: calcium ion binding. Bases 36 to 2465 code for a protein of 809 amino acids. Gene Ontology annotation, cellular component: plasma membrane. NCBI's taxonomy places the organism in Eukaryota, Metazoa, Arthropoda, Insecta, Siphonaptera, Pulicidae.
GCGUCGCAGGUCUCGAAACCAAUAUAGAAAAGAAAAUGGACCUAAAAUAUCUUAUACACAAAUGCAGUUGGAUGCAACUGCUCUUCGUUUGGAUAUUUUUUGUUUUUCGAGUAUCAGCUGAUAGUCGAUGUUUUCUGGAAGGUGGUGGAUCUGCAGAAAGUUUUUUUGUAAGCGAAGAUUUACCGGUCGGUUCGAUAAUUGGUAGCUUAAGUAUACUAGGUGAUCCAAGAAUAAUCGGUGGUGAUAUCACGUUGGGACUUCGUGAAAGAGAUAGUCCUGUACAAAUCGCAGCAGGUUCGAGGGAUUUGGUUUUAAGGGCGCCACUGGAUAAAGAAGGAAGACAAGGACCAUCUUCGGUCUAUGUUAAUGUAAUUUGCGACAGGAGAUUGUCUGGAGAUCCGAGUUUUGUAAUACCUGUAAAUAUUCGUGUAACUGAUGCUAAUGACAAUGCUCCGCAAUGGAUAGGCGCUCCUUAUACACUCACACUGUCAGAAGUGACCGUGCCCGGUACAAGGGUUUUGCAAGGUGCAAGGGCUGUUGAUGCGGAUCAACAAGGUCCUUUUUCUACUGUGGAAUAUUCUGUAUUACCAGGACCAAAUUCGGAUAUAUUUGCUUUUGUUACGCCUCUGGAAGGCACAUUAAUUUUAAGGAAGCCUUUGGAUUUUGAGACUAUGCCCAAUUUUACAGUGGGAUUAAGAGCGCAAGAUCAAGGAAAUCCUCCAAAGUUUACAGACACAAAAUUAGAUGUCUUUGUUGCUGAUGCUGACGACCAAAAUCCAAAAUUCUUGGACGAAGCUUAUACUGCCAUCGUUCCUGAAGGGGCUAGAAGGGGGGCUGUAUUACGGACAUUACCUCGACCGAUAGGGGCAAUUGAUCAAGACGCUGGGUUGAGGGCUUCUUUAACAUAUUCAUUAGCACCACCAGCACCUCCGGCGUCUUCGCUUUUCAGGGUUGACCCCAAAACUGGUGCAUUGACAUUAGUCACUGAUCUGAAGUCUGGUGACCUGGUACAACCAGUCACUCUUGUUUUGAAGGCGACCCAGGAAGAUAACUCUGAUAGAUAUGCACUUGCCACAUUAAUAGUGUCACGUGCGGGCUAUGGACCAUCUUCAAAUGGAGCUAUCAGAGCUCCAUUGAUUUUUUUUCAAUCCGAACUUAAUAUUGAUAUAUCAGAAGAUUCGCCUGUAGGCACCAGGCUGAUAAUGCUACCUACGAAUAGACCAGGAGACCCGGUAAGAAAAUUUGCGGUUCGAUAUUCCUUAAUUGAAGCUGGUUGUCGAGGUCUUUUUGCAAUAUCUCCUGCAGGUGAGGUUCUUUUAAAGGCGAGUCUCGAUUACGAAGUUGCUACCAAACAUCGGUGUCAUAUAUUAGCUACGGAUGGUCGUGCUAAUGCUACAGCAUUAUUGGAUGUGUCUGUAGUUAAUGUCAACGACUGGGAACCACGUUUUCGACGCGCACAUUAUGAAUUUGCUGCACCAGGAUUGCCAGGAAGCAAAGGAACUCCUACGACAACAGCUGGUUUAUUACUUGGCAGAUUAGAAGCAGCAGAUGGCGAUAGAGGCGAUGUUCUUACCUUGACUUUACGUGGAAGUUAUUCGAGCAUGUUCUCGUUGGAUCCAAGUGGAGCAUUGUUUCUUCGACCUGGCGCUAUCGAAACUCUCCUAGGCGGAAAUGGUAAAUCUAAUAAUGAUAGCUCCGGUGGCGUUCUGGUUCAUUUAGUAGCCACGGCAACGGAUAGCGGGGUACCGCCACGCUCCAGUUCAGUUCCAGUGACGGUGCGAGUUGGUGGAGCACCGGGUGCAGGAGCUAUUGGUAGAGGUGCUCCAACGAGAGGUGGUACUUUAGCCGAUUGGGGUUUGGUUACGGCUUUUACCGCACUGCUUGGUUUGUUUGCAGUUGUUAUUGCAGCACUCUCGGUUUAUAUAUAUAAGGUCAGCAAGAAACCAAAACGAAUGUCUAGAAAUCGUAUACACGUAAACGAUACUGGGGGCUUUUUACGUUCUCAACAAAAACCACCGCAGCAUACAAUUGGCGGUUUAGGUAUGAUUGGAGGUGCGCUUGCUAGAAGUGCAGGAGUUUCAGCAAAUGGUUUGGGAGGCUCGGAAAGCACACUUAGCGCCGGGGCUAGCACAAUUAUUGCUAAUAGUUUAGAAAGAAGAGCUCAAGCGGAUUAUACUGCAACAGUUCGAAGUAUAAUGUCGAGAGCGUCACAGAGAAAUGGUAUGUACGAGUGCGGAGAAGAAAGCCCUACACCUGAAACAUCAGAGUUAUCUGGUACAACAUCAGGAGUUACACGCGCCAACGAACAAGGGCGCGCUACUGGUUUGUGGGUCCAAGGUAGUGGAAUGCCUACACGAGCUAAGAAACUUAGCUGGGAAAAUGGUCAAGAAAUUAAGACUGAUGAUGACCCCAUACCACACCGCAAUGGAACCAAUUUGCCAGAAAACUUGACAGUGUAUUUUUAGAAAGAUAAAUAAUUGUGCAAUAGUGAUUUUUGUGGUUGUAUUGAAUUUUGAG